Messenger RNA from Lates calcarifer (barramundi perch), 3388 nucleotides. It is a transcript of the gene aldh1l1, whose product is annotated as aldehyde dehydrogenase 1 family, member L1. Gene Ontology annotation, cellular component: cytoplasm. Gene Ontology annotation, molecular function: formyltetrahydrofolate dehydrogenase activity; aldehyde dehydrogenase (NAD+) activity. Gene Ontology annotation, biological process: 10-formyltetrahydrofolate catabolic process; one-carbon metabolic process; biosynthetic process. Lineage: Eukaryota; Metazoa; Chordata; Actinopteri; Centropomidae. The record is from RefSeq and is a predicted model, not a curated record.
CUGCAGCCUCGCGGUUCGCGCUGUCCAAUCACUCUGCCUUGUUCGCAUGUUAUGUAACUGGGCCUACAUGUGUGACUGAGGGGAGGAAAUCAUAAGCAACGGUCAGCGUCCGCUCUCUCUUUUCAGGCAAGCAGGAGGAGCACUGGGUCUGCAGGCAGGAGUCAGGAUGAAGAUUGCAGUGAUUGGUCAGAGUCUCUUCGGCCAGGAGGUGUAUAAGGAGCUGAGGAAGGAGGGUCACACCAUCGUAGGAGUCUUCACCAUCCCUGACAAGGAUGGCAAGGCUGACCCACUGGCCACUGAGGCAGAGAAAGAUGGUGUAGCUGUCUUCAAGUUCCCCCGCUGGCGUGUAAAGGGCCAGGCGAUCCCAGAGGUGGUGGCUCAGUACAAGGCCACAGGUGCUGAGCUCAACGUCCUGCCCUUCUGCUCCCAGUUCAUCCCUAUGGAGGUCAUCGACCACCCCAAACAUGGCUCCAUCAUCUACCACCCCUCCCUCCUGCCUCGCCACAGGGGUGCAUCUGCAAUCAACUGGACCCUGAUCCACGGUGACAAAAAAGGUGGGUUCACAGUGUUCUGGGCUGAUGACGGACUGGACACUGGACCAAUCCUGCUGCAGAGGGAGUGUGAUGUUGAACCUGAUGACACUGUUAACACAAUCUACAAGAGAUUUCUCUUUCCAGAAGGAAUCAAAGGCACAGUGGAAGCAGUGAAAUUGAUUGCAGAAGGAAAGGCCCCAAGACUUACCCAGCCAGAGGAGGGAGCUACAUAUGAGUGCAUCCAGAAGAAGGAAAAUGCUAAGAUUGAGUGGAACCAGACGGCUGAGGCUCUCCACAACUGGAUCAGAGGAAAUGAUAAAGUGCCUGGUGCUUGGGCAGAGAUUGAUGGACAGAAAGUGACUUUCUAUGGCUCCACUCUGCUGGAUAAAGGCAGCACAGCUAAUGGUCAGCCCCUGGAGAUCCCUGGAGCCAGUCAACCCGGCAUUGUCACCAAGGCAGGCCUGGUGUUGUUUGGCAAUGAUGGCAAAGCACUGUUGGUGAAGAAUCUACAAUUUGAGGAUGGGAAGAUGAUUGCUGCUGCACAGUACUUCAGUUCAGGGAGCAGUGCUGCUGUGGAGCUCACUGAAGAGGAGAAAACCUUUGCAGAACAGAUGAGGGCAGUGUGGCAGAGCAUUCUGACCAAUGUGAGUCAUAUUGAAGACACCACUGAUUUCUUCAAGUCUGGUGCCGCUUCAAUGGAUGUGGUCAGGCUUGUAGAGGAGGUGAAGCUUCGGGCCAGUAGCUGCCAGCUGCAGAAUGAAGACGUUUACAUGAAUACCACAUUCCAGGAUUUCAUCCAGAUGUGUGUCAGAAAGCUCAGAGGGGAGGACAAUGAAGAGGAAUUGGUUGUUGACUAUGUGGAGAAGAACAUCAACAACAUGACCAUAAAAAUGCCUCAUCAGCUGUUCAUCAAUGGAGAGUUUGUUGAUGCAGAGGGAGGAAAGACCUACAAGACCAUCAACCCCACUGACGGCACAGCCAUCUGUGAUGUUUCUCUGGCCCAGAUAAGUGAUGUGGACAAGGCAGUGGCUGCUGCCAAGGAGGCCUUUGAAGAGGGAGAAUGGGGCAAAAUGAACCCAAGAGACAGAGGCAGACUCAUCUACAAGCUGGCUGACCUAAUGGAGCAGCACCAGGAGGAACUGGCCACUAUUGAAGCCAUUGACUCUGGAGCUGUUUAUACACUGGCACUCAAGACUCACGUGGGCAUGUCCAUCCAGACAUUCCGCUACUUUGCUGGCUGGUGUGACAAGAUCCAAGGCAGCACCAUCCCCAUUAACCAGGCCAGACCCAAUCGUAACCUCACCUUCACCAAGAAGGAACCAAUAGGAGUGUGUGCCAUUGUGAUUCCCUGGAACUACCCUCUGAUGAUGCUAGCCUGGAAGACAGCAGCCUGCCUGGCAGCUGGUAAUACAGUAGUCCUCAAACCUGCUCAGGUGACUCCACUGACAGCUAUGAAGUUCGCCGAGUUAGCAGCAAGGGCGGGACUACCCAAGGGUGUCAUUAAUAUUCUACCUGGAUCAGGCGCUCUGGUGGGUCAGCGUCUGUCUGAUCAUCCUGAUGUCCGUAAACUGGGCUUCACGGGUUCAACUGAAAUCGGUAAACACAUCAUGAAGAGCUGUGCAAUCAGUAAUGUGAAGAAAGUCUCUCUGGAGCUUGGAGGAAAAUCCCCUCUCAUCAUCUUCAGUGAUUGUGACAUGGACAAGGCUGUGCGCAUGGGCAUGAGCUCAGUGUUCUUCAACAAGGGAGAGAACUGCAUUGCAGCUGGCAGACUGUUUGUGGAAGACUCCAUUCAUGACCAGUUUGUGAAAAAAGUGGUUGAGGAGAUCAAGAAGAUGAAGAUUGGUGAUCCACUGGACCGCUCCACCGACCAUGGCCCUCAGAACCACAAAGCUCACUUGGACAAACUGGUGGAAUAUUGUGAAACUGGGGUCAAAGAGGGAGCCACCUUGGUCUGUGGUGGCAAACAGAUAAAGCGACCAGGUUUCUUCUUUGAACCCACCGUGUUUACUGAUGUCGAAGACCACAUGUACAUCGCUAAAGAGGAGUCAUUUGGCCCGGUCAUGAUCAUUUCCAAGUUCAAAGGCAGCGAAGUAGAUGAUGUCCUGAGAAGGGCCAAUGCUACAGAGUACGGUCUGGCUUCAGGUGUUUUCACACGCGACAUCAGCAAAGCCCUGUAUGUCAGUGAAAGGCUUAAUGCCGGCACAGUUUUUGUCAACACUUACAACAAGACUGAUGUGGCUUCACCUUUCGGAGGCUUUAAGCAGUCUGGAUUUGGCAAAGACCUAGGACAAGAGGCUCUCAAUGAAUACCUGAAAACAAAGGCAGUGACCAUUGAGUAUUAAGCCACAUUACAGAGGACCCUAGCAUCAGCUUCGUGCAUGCAGUGAUGCAUGACAGAAGAGAUACGUAGAGUGAUGCACAGGGUCAUCUGGAUGAAGAGAUGUCAUCACACUGAAAUCAGCUCCGACUUAAAGUCAUGUCCCAAGAGUUGGUCUCUCACUAGUGACUACUGUGCGUUAGCUAGGUGCCUUAACAUACUAAUUGAUUACAUAAAGACCUUAAAUUUGUCUAACACAUCAAUAUCCAGCCCUCUCAAAAACACACACCUGAGCCAUGUUGUAGUAAAUAUUGUCCUGAAAUAUGCAAAUGAAAUAUGCAAAUGAAGUAUGUUUCUAGAUAGCCCAAGUAACUUCUGAGAUUGUUUUGUUAUCAGUGUGUUAUCAGUGUGAUUGAAUUACCAGGUAGGAUUUUAAACAGAUUGCAUUAAUUUCUUAUGGCUUACAUCAAGUCAGAAAAAUCUUAAGAGAUAUAACAUUUCUAAUUAUUUUUAUCAAUGAAAACUGCUGAGCACCCCA